Physeter macrocephalus (sperm whale) is the source of this 5095-nucleotide messenger RNA. It is a transcript of the gene PDS5B, whose product is annotated as PDS5 cohesin associated factor B. Gene Ontology annotation, biological process: mitotic sister chromatid cohesion; DNA repair. Gene Ontology annotation, cellular component: chromatin; nucleus. NCBI's taxonomy places the organism in Eukaryota, Metazoa, Chordata, Mammalia, Artiodactyla, Physeteridae. The transcript is spliced from 36 exons. The record is from RefSeq and is a predicted model, not a curated record. Bases 228 to 4574 code for a protein of 1448 amino acids.
CCGGGAGGUUGUUUAGAAAUAGCAACUUCGGCUAAGAAAAGUCGCGACCUGCUCUUUAGGGCCACCCCUGAAGGAAGAGAGACUGAUUCCAUCCAGGAUACAAUAUUAUAUGGAGUUGUCAUUUCUCCUUAGGCUCCUCUUGGCUGUGAUAGUUCCUCAGACUCUACUUGGUUUUGAUGACUUUGGCAAUUUGAGGAAAACUGGUCAGGGGUAAAGAUAUUUCCAUCAUGGCUCAUUCAAAGACAAGGACCAAUGAUGGAAAAAUUACCUAUCCUCCUGGUGUCAAGGAAAUCUCAGAUAAAAUAUCUAAAGAGGAAAUGGUGAGACGGUUAAAGAUGGUUGUGAAAACUUUCAUGGAUAUGGACCAGGAUUCUGAAGAAGAAAAGGAGCUCUAUUUAAACCUAGCUUUACAUCUUGCUUCAGAUUUUUUCCUCAAGCAUCCUGAUAAAGAUGUUCGAUUACUGGUAGCCUGCUGCCUUGCUGAUAUUUUUAGGAUUUAUGCUCCUGAAGCUCCUUACACAUCCCCUGAUAAAUUAAAGGAUAUAUUUAUGUUUAUAACAAGGCAGUUGAAGGGGCUAGAGGAUACAAAGAGCCCACAAUUCAAUAGGUAUUUUUAUUUACUUGAGAACAUUGCUUGGGUCAAGUCAUAUAACAUAUGCUUUGAGUUGGAAGACAGUAAUGAAAUUUUUACCCAAUUAUACAGAACAUUAUUUUCAGUUAUAAACAACGGCCACAAUCAGAAAGUUCAUAUGCAUAUGGUGGAUCUCAUGAGUUCUAUUAUUUGUGAAGGUGAUACAGUAUCUCAGGAACUUUUGGAUACAGUUUUGGUAAAUCUGGUACCUGCCCAUAAGAAUUUAAACAAGCAAGCAUAUGAUUUGGCAAAGGCUUUACUGAAGAGGACAGCUCAAGCUAUUGAACCAUAUAUUACCAAUUUUUUUAAUCAGGUUCUGAUGCUUGGGAAAACAUCUAUCAGCGAUUUGUCAGAGCAUGUCUUUGACUUAAUUUUGGAGCUCUAUAAUAUUGAUAGUCAUUUGCUGCUCUCAGUUUUACCCCAGCUUGAAUUUAAAUUGAAGAGCAAUGAUAAUGAGGAACGCCUUCAAGUUGUUAAACUACUGGCAAAAAUGUUUGGGGCAAAGGAUUCAGAGUUGGCUUCUCAAAACAAACCACUUUGGCAGUGUUACUUGGGCAGGUUUAAUGAUAUCCAUGUACCAAUCCGCCUGGAAUGUGUGAAAUUUGCUAGCCAUUGUCUCAUGAACCAUCCUGAUUUAGCAAAGGACUUAACAGAGUAUCUUAAAGUGAGGUCACAUGACCCUGAGGAAGCUAUUAGACAUGAUGUUAUUGUGUCUAUAGUUACAGCUGCUAAAAAGGAUAUUCUUCUGGUCAAUGAUCACUUACUUAAUUUUGUGAGAGAGAGAACAUUAGACAAACGGUGGAGAGUGCGCAAAGAAGCCAUGAUGGGACUUGCCCAGAUCUAUAAGAAAUAUGCUUUACAAUCAGCAGCUGGGAAAGAUGCUGCAAAACAGAUUUCAUGGAUCAAAGACAAAUUGCUACAUAUAUAUUAUCAAAAUAGUAUUGAUGAUAGAUUGCUUGUUGAACGGAUCUUUGCUCAAUACAUGGUCCCCCACAAUUUGGAAACUACAGAACGGAUGAAAUGCUUAUAUUAUUUGUAUGCCACACUGGAUUUAAAUGCUGUGAAAGCACUGAAUGAAAUGUGGAAAUGUCAAAAUCUGCUCCGACAUCAAGUAAAGGAUUUGCUUGACUUAAUUAAGCAACCCAAAACAGAUGCCAGUGUCAAGGCCAUAUUUUCAAAAGUGAUGGUUAUUACAAGAAAUUUGCCAGAUCCUGGUAAGGCUCAGGAUUUCAUGAAGAAAUUCACACAGGUGUUAGAAGAUGAUGAGAAAAUAAGAAAACAGUUAGAAGUGCUUGUUAGUCCAACAUGCUCCUGCAAACAGGCUGAAGGUUGUGUGCGUGAAAUAACUAAGAAGUUGGGCAACCCCAAACAGCCUACAAAUCCUUUUCUGGAAAUGAUCAAGUUUCUCUUGGAGAGGAUAGCACCUGUGCACAUAGAUACUGAAUCUAUCAGUGCUCUUAUAAAGCAAGUGAACAAAUCAAUAGAUGGAACAGCAGAUGAUGAAGAUGAGGGUGUUCCAACUGAUCAAGCCAUCAGGGCAGGUCUUGAACUGCUUAAGGUACUCUCAUUUACACAUCCCAUCUCGUUUCAUUCUGCUGAAACCUUUGAAUCUCUCCUGGCUUGUCUGAAAAUGGAUGAUGAAAAAGUAGCAGAAGCUGCACUCCAAAUUUUCAAAAACACAGGAAGCAAAAUUGAAGAGGAUUUCCCACACAUCAGAUCAGCUUUGCUUCCUGUUUUACAUCACAAAUCUAAAAAAGGACCCCCCCGUCAAGCCAAAUAUGCUAUUCAUUGUAUCCAUGCGAUAUUUUCUAGUAAAGAGACACAGUUUGCACAGAUAUUUGAGCCUCUGCAUAAGAGCCUGGAUCCAAGCAACCUGGAACAUCUCAUAACACCGCUGGUUACUAUUGGUCAUAUUGCUCUCCUUGCACCAGAUCAGUUUGCUGCUCCUUUGAAGUCUUUGGUAGCUACUUUCAUUGUGAAAGAUCUUCUCAUGAAUGAUCGGCUUCCAGGAAAAAAGACAACUAAGCUUUGGGUUCCAGAUGAAGAAGUUUCACCUGAGACAAUGGUCAAAAUUCAGGCUAUUAAAAUGAUGGUUCGAUGGCUACUUGGAAUGAAAAAUAAUCACAGUAAAUCAGGAACUUCUACUUUAAGAUUGCUCACAACAAUACUGCAUAGUGAUGGAGACUUGACAGAACAGGGGAAAAUUAGUAAACCAGAUAUGUCACGUCUGAGACUUGCUGCUGGGAGUGCUAUUGUGAAGCUGGCACAGGAACCCUGUUAUCAUGAAAUUAUCACAUUAGAACAAUAUCAGCUAUGUGCUUUAGCUAUCAAUGAUGAAUGCUAUCAAGUAAGACAAGUGUUUGCUCAGAAACUGCACAAAGGUCUUUCCCGAUUACGGCUUCCACUUGAGUAUAUGGCAAUUUGUGCACUUUGUGCAAAAGAUCCUGUAAAAGAAAGAAGAGCUCAUGCCAGGCAGUGUCUGGUAAAAAAUAUCAAUGUGAGACGCGAGUAUCUGAAACAGCAUGCAGCUGUUAGUGAAAAAUUAUUGUCUCUUCUACCCGAGUAUGUUGUUCCAUAUACAAUUCACCUUUUGGCACAUGACCCAGAUUAUGUCAAAGUACAGGAUAUUGAACAACUUAAAGAUGUUAAAGAGUGUCUUUGGUUUGUUCUGGAAAUAUUAAUGGCUAAAAAUGAAAAUAACAGUCAUGCAUUUAUCAGAAAGAUGGUAGAAAAUAUUAAACAAACAAAAGAUGCUCAAGGACCAGAUGAUGCAAAAAUGAAUGAAAAACUGUAUACUGUGUGUGAUGUUGCCAUGAAUAUCAUCAUGUCAAAAAGCACCACAUAUAGUUUGGAAUCUCCUAAAGAUCCAGUACUACCAGCUCGUUUUUUCACCCAACCUGACAAGAACUUCAGUAACACCAAAAAUUAUCUGCCUCCAGAAAUGAAAUCGUUUUUCACUCCUGGAAAACCUAAAACAACCAAUGUUCUAGGAGCUGUUAAUAAGCCGCUUUCAUCAGCAGGCAAACAAUCUCAGACAAAAUCAUCACGAAUGGAAACUGUAAGCAAUGCAAGCAGCAGCUCAAAUCCAAGCUCUCCUGGAAGAGUAAAAGGAAGGCUUGAUAGUUCUGAAAUGGAUCACAGUGAAAAUGAAGAUUACACAAUGUCUUCACCUUUGCCGGGGAAAAAAAGUGACAAGAGAGACGACUCUGAUCUUGUAAGGUCUGAAUUGGACAAACCUAGAAGCCGGAAAAAAACACCUGUAACAGAUUCAGAGGAGAAAUUAGGGAUGGAUGACCUGACUAAGUUGGUACAGGAACAGAAACCUAAAGGCAGUCAGCGUGGAAGGAAGAGAGGCCAUACGGCUUCAGAGUCAGAUGAACAACAGUGGCCUGAGGAAAAGAGGCUCAAAGAAGAUAUAUUAGAAAAUGAGGAUGAACAGAAUAGUCCACCAAAAAAAGGUAAAAGAGGCCGACCACCAAAACCUCUUGGUGGAGGUACCCCCAAAGAAGAGCCAACAAUGAAAACUUCUAAAAAAGUAAGCAAAAAAAAACCUGGACCUUCAGCAACAGAAGAAGAGGAAGAAGAAGAAAGACAAAGUGGAAACACAGAACAGAAGUCAAAAAGUAAACAGCACCGAACUUCAAGGAGAGCACAACAAAGCAGAGCAGAAUCUCCUGAAACUAGUGCAGUUGAAUCCACACAAUCCACACCUCAGAAAGGACGAGGAAGACCAUCAAAAACGCCAUCACCAUCACAACCCCCCAAAAAUGUCCGUGUAGGACGCUCCAAACAAGCCGCUACUAAAGAAAAUGAUUCAAGUGAAGAAGUAGAUGUGUUUCAGGGUAGCUCUCCUGUCGAUGAUAAUCCACAGGAAGAAACAGAGGAAGAAGAAGUGUCUGCAGUAAAUGUACGGCGGCGAAGUUCUAAAAGAGAAAGGCGAUGAACAAAUGUCAUUAAUAACUUUCUAUGUGAAAGCUUUGAAAAAAAUAAUUUUUUGUCAAGCUUCAGGCUGAGUAAAGCCUUUGAUGCACAAAAUGGGACUGCUGAAGAGUGGACAGUUGGACCUUACUCUGAUGACCUCAUGUAUUUGUGGUCACAUGCUUUAGCCAUGCGCACGGUGAUAACAUUGACUAUGGAGUCUUGUGAAAAAGUCUAAUGUGCGAUGGCUAUGUAGACAUAAAGAAGAAACUUGUAAAUAUAUUUUUUCUUCUUCUUUUUCUUUUUCUUUUUUUUUUUUUUUUUUUUUUUAAUGUUUCUGACUUCUAAAGUGCUUGUAUAGCUUUUAUCUGCGGCUUUAAACUGACAGUACCCAGCUGUUUAUUGGAUCUAUUGAUUUGAAAAGAGUUUGUUAGGAUAGAUCUUAAGCAGUAAUCUGUCAGUGUUUGUAUUUGUAUUCUCUGCAGUUUUACUGUGAAAAGUUUUUUUCAACAAAUGGUGUCAUUUUCUUGAUGUCACAAUUUGUUG